AAAAAUUUUCCCUCCAUCAUUCCAAAACCGUAAUUGAAAAAAUUCACCACACGCUCCCUCCAAAAACCCUCCUUGAAUCAUAUUAAAUCUCUCUAUUCCCACACUUUAACAACAUCUGGCAAACUCUCAGAUCUCAAUCUCAAUCUCAAUCUCUCACAAAUGGCGAUUGCUGCAACUGCAAGCCCUAACUCCAAACCUACCCUAUCUACUCCCAAGAAGAAAACAACAACAACAACGGUCACCACCACCGGCGAUGAGGAGAAGCAAAUCACGUCUGAGAUGAAGUCUAACAACCAGAGCUCUAAACCGCAGAAGAGGAAUACUAAUCCAGGUGUUCGUGUUAUUCACGGCAAGAUUUACGACUCUCAGAACGGGACUACUUGUCAUCAAUGCCGACAGAAGACCUAUGCUGUAUAUGUUAACUGCAAGAAUCAAGCAAAGGCUAAGCCAUGUAACAUCAAGUAUUGUCGCACGUGCCUCUUGAACAGAUAUGGGGAGAAAGUUGAAGAAGUGGAACUGUUGGAAAAAUGGGAUUGUCCCAAGUGUAAAGGUGUCUGCAAUUGCAGCAUCUGCAUGAAAAAGCGCGGUCAUCAGCCCACUGGUAUGGUCGUUCAAAUGGCAAAGGCAAGUGGAUUUACGUCUGUUUCUGACAUGAUUGUUGCAAAAGGUGCUCAAAAUGUUAGUAAUUACAAGCGAGUGAAAGAAACAACUGCUUCACCAAGAAAGCUAGCUUCUCCAGCAGAGGGAAUUGUUACCAAGUCACCGAAGAAACCGGGCAAGGAAAAUCUGUUUGAUGGCAAAACAGAUUUAAAUGCAAAUCCUAUUGUUUCAGCCCCGUCGCCUGUUGAGAAGAAACCAAAGAAAGUGAAGCGGAAGGGACUUGAAGUUAAGCCUGAUGACAUUGGGGUUAAUAAUGUUACAGAAACUGAGACAACCAACACCCUGAAUGAAAAGAACCACAAGAAACUAAAGUCAAAUGGAUCAACGGAGAUUGUUGAAGGAACUGUUGUUGAGAAGAAACCAAAGAAGGUUAAACGGAAGGGUCUUGAAGUCAAGCCGGAUGUCAAUGGGGUUAAUAAUGUUUCAGAAACCGAGACGAACAAUGCCCUAAAUGAAAAGGACCAAAAGAAAUUAAAGUCAAACGGGUCAACGGAAAUUGUUGAAGGAAAUGCUGUUGAGAAGAAACCAAAGAACGUUAAGCGGAAGGGACCUGAAGUUAAGCCUGAUGGCAGUGUGGUUAAUGAUGUUUCGGAGACCGAGAUUAAUCAUGCCAUAAACGAGAAGAAGCAAAAGAAAUUGAAGACAGACGGGUCAAAGAAGACUGUUGAUGGAAAUGAAGUUAAAGAAAGUAACAUUUCGCAUGAUCAACAUGCAAACCAGCAUUCAGAGGAUAAUCAAUGUUUAGUAAAAAAGAAGACUUCAAACUUUUUUGAGUCUGUUAUCCCUUUGCCAGCUGGAACUGAGUUGGUAACUGUAGCUGGGGUUGACCUUUCAAAAGAAGAUGCUGGUAAUGCAUUGCAGUUUUUGGAAUUCUGCUCUACUUUUGCAAAGAUUUUAGAUGUGAAAAAAGGGCAGGCAGAAGCAGUUUUGAGAGAUCUAAUUAAAGGCCGAAGUACACGCCGUGGGAAAUUUACUUCCGUAAUCCAGUUUCAUAUCCAGCUGCUGUCUGUUAUUCAAGAGGAAUUGGAAUCUGACUCAGAAUCACCAACACCGGAUCCGAGUCAUGGCAAUGAUUCAUGGCUGAAAGCUCUAAAAAGUUGCAUCUCUGACUCAAACGUGAAACACAUGGACUCUAUAGACUUGACAGCUGCCGGAUAUGAUAAUUUGGAAUCAUCGAUGAAACUUAAGCUUUUGGUUUUCCUGUGUGAUGAAGUUCUUGGAACUGAAAAGAUAAGAAAUUGGAUUGAUGAUCAAAAUGUGAAGUUUGCUGAAAAGAGAAAGGAAGCAAAGGAGAAACUUUCGGUUGCAAAAGAUAAGGAGAAAACUAUAAAGCAGAAAAUGCAGGAUGAUAUUGCCAAAGCAAUCAUAGCGAAAGAAGGUGUUCCUCUUACUUUAUCUGAACAUGAUGCUAUUGUUUCCAAGAUCAAGAAUAAAGCAGCCGAAGCACAUGCUGAAAUGCUUGCAUGUAAAGAUAUGGUUCCAAUUGAUAAAUCGAGGCCUGAUGCUGUGAGAGCAGAGCCGAUUUUCAGGGACAACAGUGGGCAUAUGUACUGGAGAUUAAAAGGGUGUUCCGAGAAUCCUGGAAUUCUUCUUCAAGAUAUAGGAACUGGGGAUCAUACUGUUGAAGUGGUUGACAAAUGGUUUGAAUUCGAUGAUGAACAGAUGGAUUUGAUUGAAAAACACAUAAAUGUCUUGAGGACAAGGUUUAGAAAACACUACAAAAACUAGUGGAUGUGCAUUUUAUUGUUGCUAGGGGUAAUGCUAUGUUAUUUUCAAGACUUAUAUUAGUCGUAGUUUAAUCCUGUUGUAACGCGUGAUGAUCUGUGUUUUGUUCAUGUACAGUUCAUGGAAUAUAAUUUAUAUUAGCUCCAUGAAUUUAAACAAACUUUUUGUAACCUAUAUAGGGACAUGAUUAUUUUGAAGGUCAAGUUAAUUUGGUCAUGUGA
Helianthus annuus (common sunflower) is the source of this 2606-nucleotide messenger RNA. RefSeq lists its product as uncharacterized. The record is from RefSeq and is a predicted model, not a curated record. Gene Ontology annotation, biological process: regulation of DNA-templated transcription. The transcript is spliced from 12 exons. Bases 160 to 2388 code for a protein of 742 amino acids. Gene Ontology annotation, cellular component: nucleus. NCBI's taxonomy places the organism in Eukaryota, Viridiplantae, Streptophyta, Magnoliopsida, Asterales, Asteraceae.